Molecule: messenger RNA, 2177 nt
Organism: Oryctolagus cuniculus (rabbit)
Lineage: Eukaryota; Metazoa; Chordata; Mammalia; Lagomorpha; Leporidae
Gene: SOCS3
Product: suppressor of cytokine signaling 3
Biological process (GO): intracellular signal transduction; phosphatidylinositol phosphate biosynthetic process
Cellular component (GO): phosphatidylinositol 3-kinase complex
Molecular function (GO): 1-phosphatidylinositol-3-kinase regulator activity
Source: RefSeq, a predicted model, not a curated record
UGCAGCCGCCGCCGCGCAGAUCCACGCUGGCUCCGUGCGCCAUGGUCACCCACAGCAAGUUUCCCGCCGCCGGGAUGAGCCGCCCGCUGGACACCAGCCUGCGCCUCAAGACCUUCAGCUCCAAGAGCGAGUACCAGCUGGUGGUGAACGCAGUGCGCAAGCUACAGGAGAGCGGCUUCUACUGGAGCGCGGUGACGGGCGGCGAGGCGAACCUGCUGCUCAGCGCGCAGCCCGCCGGCACCUUCCUCAUCCGCGACAGCUCGGACCAGCGCCACUUCUUCACGCUGAGCGUCAAGACCCAGUCGGGGACCAAGAACCUGCGCAUCCAGUGCGAGGGGGGCAGCUUCUCGCUGCAGAGCGACCCCCGGAGCACGCAGCCUGUGCCCCGCUUCGACUGCGUGCUGAAGCUGGUGCGGCACUACAUGCCGCCUGCGGACGCCCCGCCCUCCCCGGAGCCCCCAGCCCCCGAGGCCUCGGAGGAGCCCGAGCAGCCGCCGCCGCCCGGGAGCCCCCCGCGCCGAGCCUACUACAUCUACUCCGGGGGCGAGAAGAUCCCCCUGGUGUUGAGCCGGCCGCUGUCCUCCACCGUGGCCACCCUGCAGCAUCUCUGCCGGAAGACGGUCAACGGCCACCUGGACUCCUACGAGAAGGUCACCCAGCUGCCGGGGCCAAUUCGGGAGUUCCUGGACCAGUACGACGCCCCGCUUUAGUCGGCAGGCGGCGGGGGUCUGGGAGGGGGGCCUGGGUCCCCUCUGCUCCGUGGUGCAAGCACAAGAAUCCAGUGUGGAGGAAGGCAGGCCCGCCGCUGCUCCGGGAGAGGGCCAGGGGGCCGACGGACCCUCCCCGCCGCGGAAUGGGGCAGGCUGGACCUGGAACGCUGUGAGGGCAUGGGGCGCCCCUCCCCCACUCCAGCUUCCCGGGAGGACCUGCUGGCCGGCUGGGGACGGUGGCAGCCCGUGGAUUCGCCUCCUUUCUCCACUGCCCCUCAGCUUCCGGCUGGGAGCGCUGCCCCCAGGAGUGCUGAACUGCGGCCAAGGGCCCUGGGGGAUUUUCAAACUUUCCAACGGAACUUGUUUGCUCUUGGAUUUUGGUUUAAGGCCGAGCAGGUUGGGGGGAGGCGGUGGCUGGGAAAGGCUGGAAGAGAGAGCGGCUGCAGGGGGCCGCUGCCCUCCCUGGCCCGGCCCAGGCGAGGAGGAUGGCCGUCCGCUUCUCUCCCUGGCACUGGGCGGGGAGGGGGGCAGGCGUGACCCGAAGGCAGUGUCCUGGUGCCCCUCGGCCUCUCCCCUGGGACAGGUCCCAAAGUCCACCGGGUGCCCUGGAGCCCAGGGCCCUUCCUCCGUUUUAAGGGGGACAUGGCACCUGGAGAGGCCGGGUGGCUGGUUAGUUGUCGCCUUUCACCCCUUCUAGCCCCUGGGGCGGGGGGUGGGGUGAGCCAUCUUUGACCCCUGACCCUGGCAGACAGAACAGAGAUUCUACUUGGUGCCUCCUGGCUGUCUGGCAGGAGAUUUCGCCUUAAUGUCCCCUGUCUCACGGAAGGGGACUGGCACACGAGCAGCCACACCCACGCCAUCCAGACAGAGGGAGGCCAAGGGAUUCGUGCCCUGGGGCCCCGGGCGGGGGGCACCCAGCCAGCCACUGCCAUCGAAGGUGGCUUGGGGAGUGGAGACCCAUGCCUGCCUUCCAGCUGAGCCCUGGGAGAAGGUGAGCCCAGCUGGUCGGAGCAGGGCCUCCCUGGUCCUGCUGCCUGGGCCCCUGCACAGCCCGCCCUCCCAGCCUGGGCGCCUGCUGCUCCAGCCACAGAGCAGUGACAACUACAGGAAUGUAGCAGCAAUGGAAUUACCUGGAACUGUGCUUUGGGGGAGGAAGGGGUCCAAACACACACACCGGGUCUGUGUCAGGUCUCGGGCUGGAUGGGGCAGCUGUGUGUUGGGGUCUCCCCCCACCUCUGUUUUUGUGUUUCUUGUUUUUUAAUAAUGUUUACAAUCUGCCUCAAUCACUCUAUCUUUUUAUACAGAGUCCACCUCCAGCCUUCUCCCCCCCCCUCGGGCCGUCAAGGCCGUUAGGAGAUGCUUGAAGAACUCAACCAAAUCCCGACCCCAGUCAAACUUUGCACAUAUUUAUAUUCAGAAGAGAAGCAUUUCAGUAAUUUAUAAUAAAGAGCACUAUUUUUUAAGGAA